AUGUUGGACGGUUCGCAGGUGGUUCUAGGUGGCCCUACUCCCGGUGGCUUGCAGUCGCUCCCUGUCCCGGCUUUGGAGCGCCAUCGGUCCUUCUGUCGCGAUGCGGAGGGCUGGGGUCCCUUUGGCCCUACUGGCUUUCAUCUGACUCCAUGCUUUCAAGAUGCUAUCAUUGGUGUCUUGGCCAUCUGGGGAACCCUCGCCGGCGCUGCUGCACUCUGGCUGCUACUGAAGAGGCGCAUUCCGCAGCCGGUCGCUAAGAAUUGGCACUUCUACCUCAAACUGGUUGUUGUUGGAUCUCUUAUCUUUGUCACCGCAUUCCAGGCAGCUCUGCAAGCCGAAUCUCACCCAAAGAAUUUCUGGGCCGAUUUCCAAUUCUGGUCCACGAUAACGACUGUGGCCUCCCUUGGGGUGAUAUUUGCAGUCCAGUACCUUGAGCACUGGCGAAGCAGACAGCCGAAUGGUGUCGUCUUGUUCUAUUGGCUUUUCUUUAUGAUCGCUUACGCCAUCAAGCUGCAGGCCCUCGUUGCUCGCCAGGACUACGUGACUGAUCUCGUCUAUUUCGUGUGCAUCAACGUGAGCCUAGGAUUGGCCGUGCUGGAAUUCAUCUUGGAAUAUCUAGUGCCAAAAAAACAGAGUGCUUAUGAUGCUUUGGGCGAUGAAGACGAGUGCCCAUACAAUUACGCGGAUAUUUUCUCGGUGCUCACUUUCAGCUGGAUGACCCCGAUGAUGAAAUAUGGGUAUAACAAUUAUCUCACUCAGGAUGAUCUGUGGAAUCUGCGGCGUAGCGAUACCACCAGCCAUACUUCAGACCGUCUAACCAUGGCCUGGGAAGAGCAAUUGAAGAAGAAACAGCCAUCUCUUUGGAUUGCCCUCUUCAAGGCGUUCGGCGGUCCCUAUCUUUCGGGGGCCCUCAUUAAAUCUGGAAGUGAUAUACUCGCUUUCGUGCAGCCCCAACUUUUGCGGUAUCUGAUUGCGUUCAUCGAUUCAUACCGCGGUCCGGAGCCCCAGCCGGUCAUCCGUGGUGUUUUCAUUGCCUUCGGAAUGUUCUUCACGUCCAUUUGCCAGACUAGCUGCCUCCACCAAUACUUUCAGCGAGCCUUCGAUGCUGGUAUGCGAGUCAAAGCUUCCCUGACAGCUAUGAUAUAUUCAAAGGCUCUCCGUCUAUCCAGCGAGGGCCGUUCCACGAAAACGACGGGAGAUAUUGUGAACCACAUGGCCGUUGAUCAACAACGCCUGACGGAUCUGACGCAAUUCGGCGUUCAGCUAGUCUCUGCGCCCUUCCAGAUCGUCUUGUGUAUGAUUUCCCUCUAUAAUCUUCUCGGACCCAGUAUGUUUGCUGGUGUCGGUGUCAUGAUCUUUAUGAUCCCGGUGAACGGUAUGAUCGCACGAAUGAUGAAGAAGCUCCAGGUUGUUCAAAUGCAGAACAAGGACUCGAGAACCCGCCUUAUGACCGAAAUUCUGAAUAACAUGAAGAGCAUCAAGCUCUACGCCUGGAACACGGCGUUCAUGAACAAGCUUAGCCACAUCAGAAAUGAUUUGGAAUUGAACACGCUGCGCAAGAUUGGUGCCACCCAGUCUGUUGCUAAUUUCACCUGGCAAUCAACUCCUUUCCUUGUGUCUUGCUCAACAUUCAUCGUUUUCGUGUUGAUCAGCAAGGUCCCAUUAACCACCGAGAUUGUCUUCCCUGCUCUGACUCUGUUCAACCUGCUGAGCUUCCCACUUUCGAUCCUGCCCACGGUCAUCACUUCAAUUAUUGAAUCCGCCGUGGCUGUCAACCGGUUGACAGAGUACUUCACCUCCGAAGAAUUGCAAACAGAAGCUGUUCAAUUCGAACCUGCGGUUGAACACACGGGAGAUGAGUCUGUUCUUUUGCGUGAUGCUUCUUUCACCUGGAAUCGCUAUUCUGGAAACCCUGUUCUGGAGAGAAUCGACCUCAGCGCGCGCAAGGGCGAGCUGAGCUGUAUUGUCGGCCGUGUAGGCGCCGGCAAGUCCUCUCUGCUCCAGUCGAUCCUUGGCGAACUUUGGAAGGAGCACGGCGAGGUGAUUGUCCGAGGCCGUAUCGCCUACGUAGCCCAAAGUCCUUGGGUGAUGAAUGCAAGCGUUCGAGAGAACAUCGUUUUUGGUCAUCGAUGGGAUCCAGAAUUCUACGACCUUACUGUUGAGGCCUGUGCUCUCCUCGAUGAUUUUAAGACUCUGCCUGAUGGAGAUCAAACGGAAGUUGGAGAGCGAGGAAUUUCCCUUUCUGGUGGACAGAAGGCCCGUUUGACUCUCGCUCGCGCGGUCUAUGCUCGCGCUGACAUCUAUCUCUUGGACGACGUCCUGUCGGCUGUCGAUCAACACGUCGGCCGUCACAUUAUCAACAAGGUUCUUGGGAAGUCUGGUAUCCUCAACGGUAAGACAAGAAUUCUUGCCACCAACGCGAUCACCGUCCUCAAGGAAGCCGACUUUAUCGGUUUGCUGCGCGACAAGAGUAUUCUGGAGAAAGGGACGUACGAGCAGCUCAUGGCCAUGAAGGGCGAGGUUUUUAGCUUGGUCCGUAACAACCUGGCCGACUCGGACGAUGAGCGUUCUCUCAUCGGGUCUGAUGACCAGCAAGGCUCGGACGACACGGCUGUUCUUGGAAAUGAUGAUGAUACCGACGCCAGCGAAGACAUUGACGAGCCUGGUUCUCUUGUCCCCAUCAAACGUGCCAGUGGUCCUAAUCGAAGAACCAGCCACGCGACUUUGCGCCGAGCUAGUACUGCGACAUGGCAAGGUCCUCGGCGGAAAUUGGUUGAUGAAGAGAAUGCCAUCAAAACGAAACAAACACAGGAGACAUCGCAGCAGGGCAAGGUCAAAUGGAGCGUGUACGGGGAAUAUGCGAAGGAAAGCAAUAUCACUGCAGUUGUUUUCUAUAUGCUUGCGUUGAUCGCAUCACAGACUGUGCAAUUGCUGGCCAAUGAGAGAAGUGGCACCAAUGAAAGCGUUGGCUUGUUCAUCGGAGUAUACUUUGGGCUUGGCAUUGGGUCUGCCUUCCUGGUUAUUAUUCAGAAUUUGAUCCUCUGGAUCUUCUGCUCUAUUGAGGCCUCUAGAAAACUCCACGAGCGCAUGGCAUUUGCCAUCUUCCGCUCCCCCAUGAACUUCUUCGAGACAACGCCCUCUGGUCGUAUCCUCAAUCGAUUCUCGAGCGAUAUCUACCGAGUUGACGAAGUCCUUGCCCGUACGUUCAAUAUGCUCUUCAGCAAUACUGGCCGUGCUGUGUUUACCAUGAUCGUUAUUUCGUCCUCCACCCCUGCCUUCUUGCUCUUUAUCCUUCCCCUGAGCUACAUCUAUCUUAGCUACCAGAAGUACUACCUGAGAAGCUCCCGCGAGCUUAAGCGUCUGGACAGUGUGACCCGCAGUCCUAUCUAUGCUCACUUUCAAGAAUCCCUGGGGGGCAUCUCGACCAUCCGCGCUUAUCAGAAGCAGGAGCGCUUCGCUCUCGAGAACGAAUACCGCAUGGAUGCCAACCUGCGCGCCUACUUCCCAUCCAUCAGUGCUAACCGCUGGCUCGCAGUCAGACUCGAGUUCAUCGGUUCCCUGAUCAUUUUGGCUUCGGCAGGCCUUGCCAUCGUCUCUGUCUCAACCGGAAGUGGCCUUUCGGCCGGUAUGGUCGGUCUGGCCAUGUCAUAUGCCCUUCAGAUCACCAACUCUCUCAACUGGAUUGUUCGUCAGACAGUCGAGGUGGAGACUAAUAUCGUCUCGGUUGAGCGAGUUCUGGAGUACGCCAACCUUCCCAGUGAGGCACCGGAAGUUAUCUUCAAGAGCCGACCUACUGCUGGUUGGCCUGGCCAGGGUGCUGUCUCAUUCAAGGACUACAGUACCCGAUACCGCGAGGGCCUUGAUCUGGUGCUGAAGGAUAUCAACCUUGAUAUUAAACCCCACGAGAAGAUCGGCGUGGUUGGGCGUACUGGUGCUGGAAAGAGUUCGUUGACAUUAGCUCUUUUCCGCAUUAUUGAGCCCGUCGGUGGACAGAUCAGUAUCGAUAAUCUCGACAUCUCGAAGAUUGGAGUGUCAGAUCUCCGUGGUCGCCUUGCCAUCAUUCCUCAAGAUCCGGCUAUGUUCGAAGGCACUAUGCGUGAUAACUUGGAUCCCCGACAUGUUCAUGAUGACACCGCACUAUGGAGUGCCCUGGACAAUGCCCGCUUGAAAGAUCACGUCGCUCAGAUGGAAGGCCAACUUGAUGCUCAAGUCCAAGAAGGAGGCUCCAACCUGAGUCAAGGCCAACGUCAGCUGGUCUCACUCGCUCGGGCCCUCCUGACUCCCAGCAAUAUCCUUGUCUUGGACGAGGCAACGGCUGCGGUUGAUGUGGAGACCGACGCAUUGCUUCAGCGGACGCUACGCAGCAGUACCUUCAAAGACCGCACUAUUAUUACGAUUGCGCACCGCAUCAACACCAUCAUCGAUUCCGAUCGAAUCGUCGUCCUUGACAAGGGCCGGGUGGUGGAGUUUGACACCCCCGCUGCGCUGAUCAAGCAAGGCGGCAAGUUUUACGAACUUGCCAAGGAGGCCAACUUACUGGACGGUGAUGGCUUCUCCAGUUCCGCGCAAUAG
Penicillium chermesinum is the source of this 4572-nucleotide messenger RNA. RefSeq names its product ATP-binding cassette glutathione S-conjugate transporter YCF1. NCBI's taxonomy places the organism in Eukaryota, Fungi, Ascomycota, Eurotiomycetes, Eurotiales, Aspergillaceae. Gene Ontology annotation, biological process: transmembrane transport. The coding region runs from base 1 to 4572 and encodes 1523 amino acids. Gene Ontology annotation, cellular component: membrane. The transcript is spliced from 7 exons. The record is from RefSeq and is a predicted model, not a curated record. Gene Ontology annotation, molecular function: ATP hydrolysis activity; ABC-type transporter activity; ATP binding.